Molecule: messenger RNA, 1021 nt
Organism: Camellia sinensis
Lineage: Eukaryota; Viridiplantae; Streptophyta; Magnoliopsida; Ericales; Theaceae
Product: GRAS family protein RAD1
Source: RefSeq, a predicted model, not a curated record
GAAAAAUAUGGCUAUUUCUUUGGAAAAGGAAGAGGCUUUAAGCCUUGUAUAUGACAUUUGUCCACAAAUACAAUUUGGGCAUUUCAUAGCCAAUGCAGCAAUAUUGGAAGCCCUUGAGGGAGAGAGUUCUGUUCAUAUUGUGGACUUAGGUAUGACACUUUGUUUACGACACGGCCACCAAUGGCGGAGGUUGAUGCACGGUCUAGUCAACCGGGCAGGCCAACCACCACGCCGUGUUCGCAUAACUGGCGUUGGAAGUUGUGGUGAGCAUCUCAGAGGCAUCGGUGAUGAGCUAGAGCGGUAUGCACGUACCUUGGAUUUGAACUUUGAAUUUUUGGUAGUGGAAAGCAAUCUGGAAAACCUGCAAGCCAAGGAGUUCGGUGUCCGUGGCAGUGAGGUUCUGGUUAUCAACAGCAUCCUUCAAUUACACUGUGUGGUGAAAGAGAGCCGAGGAGCGUUGAAUUCGGUGCUGCAAACGAUGCAUGAGCUAAACCCGAAGGCUCUUGUUCUGGUUGAGCAGGACUCGAGCCAUAAUGGACCAUUCUUUCUUGGGAGGUUCAUGGAGGCUCUCCACUAUUACGCAGCAAUCUUUGACUCAUUAGAUGCUAUGCUGCCAAGGUAUGACACGAGGCGAGUGAAGAUGGAGCAGUUUUUUUUCGCGGAGGAGAUUAAGAACAUAGUGAGCUGUGAGGGGCCGGCCAGGGUGGAGAGGCACGACAGGUUGGACCAGUGGCGGAGGAGGAUGAGCCGGGCGGGGUUUCAACCGUCACCCAUCAAGAUGCUAUCGCAGGCGAAGCAAUGGUUGGGAGAAAUAAAUUUUUGCGAGGGAUACACGGUGGUGGAAGAGAAGGGUUGCCUGGUUCUUGGCUGGAAAUCAAAGCCCAUUGUUGCAGCUUCUUGUUGGAAAUGCUUCUAAAGCUUUUGAUUUGAUGACUUGAAGAAGAGAAACAGAGUAGGAUUCAGAGAAAAUAAGGUUGUGUUUGGAAUAUAAAUUUGAGUAGAAAUUUAUAAAAAAAAAAAA